Trypanosoma cruzi is the source of this 1182-nucleotide messenger RNA. RefSeq lists its product as uncharacterized. The record is from RefSeq and is a predicted model, not a curated record. The transcript has a single exon. Bases 1 to 1182 code for a protein of 393 amino acids. NCBI's taxonomy places the organism in Eukaryota, Euglenozoa, Kinetoplastea, Trypanosomatida, Trypanosomatidae.
AUGUCACGCGCGUUCCUAGAGCGUUGUCCUAGAAGGCAUUUGGUGAUACAUAUGGACAUCAACAGGACAAUUAUUCAGGUUGAUUCCGCUGGCCAAAGAACAAUGGAAGAUGCCCUUAACGGCAACAUUGCAGCAAAUGUAUGGGGACGCUGCGAAGGAGACAAGUGGGUGGCUGUUUUAGGGCCUGAAGAAGAGGGGGAUCGUUCUGGCUUGGUAACCUUCGAUAAGUAUGUCGAUAAUUCCUAUACCGAGCCUCCUUUGAUGCAAGAACUUCCAAAAGCCGAGAGAGAUUGCAUAUGGCGUGAUAUUUCAGCGAAGAGGAGGUCGGUUGUGCGGACAUUUACUCACGCUGGUCAGCCAGGCGAAAAUUACGCGCAGCAUGUCGAAGAACAGAGGAAAGUGUUGACCGCAGCGUCUAAUUGUUCCAUGGUUCCAUCCUUUUUCCAACUUGUCAACACACUCUCGGAGUUAAAUUGGUCAUUCACCAUGAUUUUUCGAACAUUCGGUCAUGAUUUGGCUAAUGUGCUGCAAGAGUGGCGACAGUUUCUUUUUGGCGAACAUGCUCAUAAGCCGCAGGGUGUUUUGCUUAGGCGGAUGAAGGAGAAAUACGUUCCUGAGGCGACGGGAUGUAUUUUUCGUGCAGAAGAUCACAUUUUUUUCUGUGUUGGGCCAGACAAGGCUGCCGUGGUGCAUCAUCCAGAGGGGGCAGAAAAAUUGUCUUCUUCUGAGAUCCUGGCGCAGUUAUCGGCAAUGCCUUCCUGCAAAGAGGUUCACCAAACAAAUUUUAUGCAGCUUCAUGAUCAGAUCUUGGAGUACACUUCAACAUCAAACAAUGUUGGUGGAAUAGUGGACUACUAUCCGUUUUGGGCCCAAGGAGCCGAACGGCGUUCUGGAGGAAAGGUGUUUCCCGUUGCCAUUACCUCUUCUUCCUGUGUUACGGCCCCUGUCACGCCGCGGUUCUACGUUUUCUUUGAUGACAACAUCUUUAUUGGGGAGGAAAAAUCAAUAGUGGACCUGAGAGAUAUAGUGACGGGGAAAAGUAUCACUGAUGCUGCAAUAGAGCGUAAAUAUUGCGUUGCUGUAAAUCCAUACAAAGCUACUGUUGAUAAGGAGUACUUUGUGGAUUGCUUGGCGGGGAGAAUCCGAUUGCAGCUAGGGGAGGAUGAGAUAUGCAUCGAUUAA